Molecule: messenger RNA, 2420 nt
Organism: Helianthus annuus (common sunflower)
Lineage: Eukaryota; Viridiplantae; Streptophyta; Magnoliopsida; Asterales; Asteraceae
Product: conserved oligomeric Golgi complex subunit 6
Exons: 11
Coding region: 157-2223 (688 amino acids)
Biological process (GO): intra-Golgi vesicle-mediated transport
Cellular component (GO): COG complex
Source: RefSeq, a predicted model, not a curated record
AAAAAAAGACGUGUACUUGGCAACCGAUCCCCAAAGACGAUCAACAAAGAGGAUACAGUUUUCUACCUCUUCUCCAUAUAUGUUGGGCCGGAUCUGCUGCUGGGAUAACAGAUCAGACCACACGGCUGAGACAAGGUAGAAGAACGCCGGAGAAAAAUGGGGACGACGACGGCACUGGCGCCGGGACUGUCACGGAAGCUGAAGAAGGUUCUAGAAACACGCACCGACAGUCCAGAUCUACUCGCUUCUCUCAACACACUUUCUACAUUUUAUACGGAGAAUACGACUCCGGCUCGACGGAACCUCCGAUCGACUAUCGAGAAGCGUUCGCUCUCGAUUAAUCAUGAUUUUCUUCUUGCUUCUGAUGCCGCACAGCAGGCGUUGGAUCGGGUGGAGGAAGAGGUUAAUUCGCUUGCGGAAUGCUGUGACAAGAUUGCUAAAUCUUUGAGUAACUGUAAUGCUACUACUGGAGAUAUUAUUACUACCACAGAAAGGCUUAAACAGGAACUUGAAGUUACCACACAGAGGCAAGAGAUUGCAUCAUGUUUCCUUCGAGAUUAUCAACUUUCCAACGAAGAGAUAAACGCACUUAGGGAGGAAGAAUUAAACGAAAACUUUUUCAAGGCAUUGAGCCAUGUGCAAACGAUCCAUGCAAAUUGCAAAGUUCUUCUCAGGACCCAUCAUCAGCGGGCAGGUUUAGAGCUCAUGGAUAUGAUGGCUGUCUAUCAAGAGGGUGCCUAUGAACGCCUGUGCAGGUGGGUUCAGACAGAGUGCAGGAGAUUGGGUGACACUGAUAACCCUGAAGUUAGCGAGCUACUGAAAAUGGCAGUUCGAUGUCUCAAAGAAAGACCAGUACUGUUCAAGUAUUGUGCUGAAGAGGUAGCAAAUAUGAGGCACAAUGCACUGUUUAGAAGAUUUAUAAGUGCUCUUACACGUGGAGGACCUGGUGGAAUGCCCAGGCCAAUUGAAGUACAUGCUCAUGAUCCGUUACGCUAUGUAGGUGACAUGCUCGGUUGGUUGCAUCAGGCUCUUGCAUCUGAAAGAGAACUUGUAUUUGUGUUGCUUGAUCCAGAUGCAGUGGUCAAUACUGGACCAACUGCUCGGCGAUUUUCCAUGAGCUCAGAGAGUAAUGAAGAAAAAUCAGAAGGUGAUUUGACAUUUGUUUUGGAUAGGAUCUUUGAGGGCGUUUGCAGGCCUUUUAAAGUCAGAGUUGAACAAGUGUUGCAGUCUCAACCGAAUCUCAUAAUCUCAUAUAAGCUUAGCAACACUCUCGAGUUCUACAGCUACACUGUGUCAGAUCUGCUAGGGAGAGAAACAGCUCUUUGUAAUACCCUUUGGGGUCUCAAGGACGCCGCUCAGAAAACAUUCUUUGACAUUUUAAAAGUCAGAGGCGAGAAGCUUUUGAGAUAUCCACCAUUUGUUGCUGUUGAUCUUUCUCCACCGCCAGCGCUGAGUGAAGGAGUCUCUUUGUUGCUUGAACUAAUCCAGAUUCACGACACCAUGAUGGUUCCUGCGUCAGGGAUAAAACCAGCUUUCGAUCCCGUUAUAUCUGCCUUGCUCGAUCCUAUAAUACAGAUUUGUGAACUAGCAAUGGAAGCACACAAGUCGAAAGGAUCUAUCGAGUCAUCUAGAAGAAAUAGAACAAAGACUGAUGUUGGCCAAUCACGAAGAUCAUCUGUUGAUGCUAUUUUGGCAAGCAGCAGCCAAGUAUUUCCAUCUAAGAACAAUGAAACCACAUCAAAGAUUUUCAUCAUCAAUUGCUUAUGUGCGAUACAACAACCGUUACUAAGACACGAUGUGGCUUCUGAGUAUGUGAAGAAACUUGGAACAAUGAUCGAUAAUCACAUGUUGAGUCUGGUGGAGAAAGAAGUCGAGGCCAUUUUAACAAGAUGCGGUUUGUCAAACAAGAUGUCUCUUUUCAAAAACUCCACUGCUGACUCACCACCAUUAGCUGACAUGGAAGACACUUCACCUGAAUCUCUUUCGGAGUCUCUCAAAGCUUUCUUCGGGCUCAUUCUUGGAAGUGAUAGCUCACUCCCGGAAUUUGAACAGAUGAACCUUCCAGGUCUUCGGUCUGAAGCUUGUGCCCAGGUGGCUACAUCUCUGGCAGAAGCUUAUGAUGUUAUUUACAAGGCGAUUAUGGAUCCGAGCAAUGGUUAUGCUGAUCCCAAGUCGUUAGCCCGACAUCCCCCCGAUCAGAUACGGACCAUUUUGGGAAUCUAAUAUACGAGUAUAGCAUUGUAUUAUUGCAAAUCGUGUUGUGCGAGAAUAAUUUCUUUUCCUUUCUUUGGUUGUUACUAUGAUUGAACAAUUUUUUUUUUCUUUUUGAGCCAUUUAGAUAUGUUUCUGGUUAUGUUAUAUUUCAAACGGUUUAGAUGCCAUAAGCUAGAUGAUUUUGCUACAGAUUUUUUUUUAAUGUA